Dermacentor albipictus is the source of this 954-nucleotide messenger RNA. The record is from RefSeq and is a predicted model, not a curated record. NCBI's taxonomy places the organism in Eukaryota, Metazoa, Arthropoda, Arachnida, Ixodida, Ixodidae.
AUGCCCCAUGAAACGGCGAGUAGAGACUGUCGAAGGAAUCUGAAACCGGCCCGGCCACCGUUGAGAGUCCGGGAGCGGUCAAGAUCGAGACAGAGGCUCUUCUGGUACCAGGCCAGCGUAGUAUCUAUCAACGACAAUGAGCACAUGAUGACCAUGUCACCAUCGCCACAGUCACCAAAUGAGGCCGAGCAGACAAAACGGUCCAGAUCCAAGUCGGGAUCGCGAUCGAGCGAAAGACAACAGAGCGUCCCCCGGACAAUGGCAACGGGCGAGGAACACGACAACACCCAGCGAAAGGUAAGCUGGGCCAACAUCGUCACAGGGCAUGAUCAUACGUCGAAGGAAAAUAAUGGCCUUCAAACCACAAGACACUCGAGGUACGAAGACACGAUAAUGAUUCUCCGAAGACAGAAUGAUGAAUUGAAGCGAGAGCUAGAGCAGCAAAAGAAGAAGAGACAACAGAAAGAAGCCAGCACAGAAAAACAGCUCCAAAACCUGAUGCGAGAAAUAGAACAACUACAGAGAGAACAGACCCAGCAAUCGCAAACACCCCUUCCGCGGCCUUCAUCCCCACCCCCACCACCAUCACCAACACGACCAGAGCCAUCAACACUGUCGAACCAAGCGGCAAUCCCCCAGAACGACCUCAAGACAUUUGAAGACCGCAUCAACGCCAACGUGACCGUCAUGAUGGAAACCACACUGUCCACAGUAACGCAGGUUAUGCAAAACACGGUAACACAGAUGAUACAGACUGGCUUCCAAUCUCUCAAGAACGAAAUAGAGAACCAGAUUCAGGCUCUACAGACCAAAAUGACACAGUCCGGAGAAAGUUUCAGUGAACGCAUUCACAUGCUAGAAAAAAGAGAUAAUGCUCGCAAGAAACCUAAGUACCCUGCGAGAGAAGCUAAGAUAAUGCAGACCCUAAGCGAACAAGAUGGCGAGGCAAACUAA